Messenger RNA from Pomacea canaliculata, 2005 nucleotides. RefSeq names its product N-sulphoglucosamine sulphohydrolase-like. NCBI's taxonomy places the organism in Eukaryota, Metazoa, Mollusca, Gastropoda, Architaenioglossa, Ampullariidae. Gene Ontology annotation, biological process: heparan sulfate proteoglycan catabolic process; glycosaminoglycan catabolic process. Gene Ontology annotation, molecular function: N-sulfoglucosamine sulfohydrolase activity. The record is from RefSeq and is a predicted model, not a curated record. The transcript has 9 exons. Bases 204 to 1706 code for a protein of 500 amino acids.
CACGCGUGUGAGCCAAACAGAUGCUUGCGUUCACAUCGGUCUUUGAUACUCACCGCCCAUUCCGCCCUCGCGACUCCCACAAGACGCAAAAGCAGUGUCUCGCUGAGACCAUAAUAUUGUCUGUCUUGUACGCGACACCUUACCUUGACUUUCACAGGCUUUGAAACAUUUUCCAAGGCGCAGAACCGGAACGCGUGGGAAGGAUGAUACCCAGCUUGUAUCUUGUUGUCAUGGUGAUGGUGCUGAUGACAUCAGCUGACCUCGCGACCCCCACAGUGAAGAGGAACGUGUUGCUGAUAUUUGGUGACGACGCCGGGUUCCAGAUGGGCGCGUACAACAACACGGACAUCCUGACACCCAACUGGGACGCGCUGGCGGCCAGAAGCGUUGUCUUCAGACAUGGAUUCACUUCCGUCAGCAGUUGCUCCCCCAGCAGAUCCGUGUUGCUGACCGGACAGCCGCAACAUCAGAACGGUCAGUAUGGACUGGCCCAGGUACCCCACCACUUCAGCUCCUUCGACGAUGUUCAGAGCCUUCCCGUCAUCCUCUCACAAAAUGGCGUUCGGACAGGUAUUGUCGGCAAGAAGCACGUCAAGCCGGACAGUGUCUACAAGUUCGAGUUCGACGCCUCGGACGAGGUGUACGACCUGCAGCAGAUCGGGCGCAACAUCACCUUCAUGAAGGAAAAGGUGCAGGCCUUCCUCUCGGCCAACGACAGCAGACCCUUCUUCUUGUACGUCGCCUUCCACGAUCCCCACCGUAACCCUGACCUUGCCGGCACCUUUGGUCAGUUUAUGGAGCGGUGGGGAGACGGACAGACAGGACAUGGACUCAUCCCUGACUGGACCCCCGUGCAGUACGACCCUGAAAAAGUCAAAGUUCCGUAUUUCCUUCCGGACACGAAUGUUACAAGACAGGAGCUGGCGAAUAUGUAUACAACGUACAGCCGGAUGGAUCAGGGUAUCGGACUGUUCAUGAAGGAACUAGAGUCUGCUGGCUAUCUGAACAACACCCUGGUGCUGUACACCUCAGACAACGGAAUCCCUUACCCCAACGCCAAGACUAACCUUUACGAGUCUGGUAUGGGGGAACCCAUGAUGAUCUCCAACCCCUUUCAACAGCAGCACUGGGGAGAGUACACUGACGCCUUGGCUUCAACGAUGGAUUUCACGCCAACCAUCUUGGACUGGUUCGGGGUUAACGCCUCUACGAUCAAGGCCAAACUGUCUGGCAAGUCAUUGCUGCCGCUGACUGAAGAACCAGACAACAUCACCAACUACCAAACAGUGUUUUCUAGCCACAAUUUCCACGAAGUGACCAUGUACUACCCCAUGCGCGUGAUCCGAACUCCCCGCUACCGCCUGAUCCACAACAUCAACCACCGUGCUCCCUUCGGACUGGCUACCGACCUCUACCAGGCGCCCACCUUCCAGCAGAUCCUUAACGAUACACAGGAAGGCCACCCCAGCGGAUGGUUCAAAUCUCUCAACUCCUACUACUAUAGAGACCAGUACGAGCUGUUCGACCUUCAGAACGACCCCGAGGAGUUGCAGAACGUGGCCGACGACCCAUCCUACCAGCAGGUGCUUCAGGAGCUCAGCACCCAAUUGCUGACGUGGCAGAAGGCCACGAGCGACACCUGGCGGUGUAUGCCCUCCGCCAUCUUGGAAGGCAUGACCUGUGAUGCCGCCUACAAUGGAGAGUGAGAGCCGCUACACAUCCGCCAGUCAAAAGGAAGAUGGACGCUUGAUGGCUGAUACAUGUUGGGCGGCUAUCAUCCUAACGACGCUUAAAGUUUGCCUUUUAUGUGCGGGAGAUAACUUAAAGUCGAUACAUAACAAUAUGACUAGAAAAAACUAGCUAGAGGUUUGUAAUAAAAUGAAUUCCACGCACCGAAUAUAUUUCCAAAGAAUUCAUCAACAACAAAAAAAAAUUAACGAAAUCGACUGUUUAAAAGUUAUUUUAAUGACGAUUCCACAUAUUUCAUACAAACAAUUUUGGUCAA